Scaptodrosophila lebanonensis is the source of this 1322-nucleotide messenger RNA. RefSeq lists its product as uncharacterized. Lineage: Eukaryota; Metazoa; Arthropoda; Insecta; Diptera; Drosophilidae. The coding region runs from base 429 to 1256 and encodes 275 amino acids. The record is from RefSeq and is a predicted model, not a curated record. The transcript has 3 exons.
UGUAUAUACAUAUGUAUUACACACUGCGAGUCGACUCUGUUUGUUUUUUUUCAUAACCAAGACCGCAUAAGGAUACCAUACAAGGAACAGAAGGACUUCGGAUGGAAAAUUGGUGCCUGCUUUUCGAAAACAAGAGAUAACUUACAAAUGCUUUGGAUUUCCUUUUGGAAUUUUGUAACAAUAUAAUUAAGGCGACGGUCUGCUUAAGAGAACAAAGAACAGCGGAUAAACAAGAUACAUACGUACACAAUAUAAAAAUAUACUCACAGAUGUACACACAUAUGUACAUGCAUAUGUAUAUGUCUCAUUUAAACUAGAUGAAGACGGAAUACUGCCUAUUCAAUUGUCCCAACGCUCUCAAAGAACUGUUUAUGGUGGAUUAAGAGAUAUUCUAUAUUCCUAUUAGUUUUGCCAUUGAGAAACGAAAGAUGCCGACAUAUCAGUAUAUACAAAACUAUUUUUCAAAACUGAAUCCUCUUGCUGAAAAGAUUGCUCGCGAUGUUAACGAUGCCAAGUCUGCCUAUGGACAUGUGUGGCUCACCUUAACUCUUGUUGAACAGGAGAAUAUUCUUAAUGAUACCAUAAUUAAGCCGGAAAUAGCUAUACAAUACUAUAACAAUGCUUCAACGGUAAACGGUGUCGAAGAAGCGCCAGGCUCGACCAGCAAGAAGGCAGCCAAUGCCCAGAAGCUUUGCGGUGUCUAUGGAUAUGACAAAAAAAAUCUGAGGACAUUCAUUUACCAAAGCGUUGGUCUUAAAACUCUACACGAUGAAAAUAUUGGCGAUUAUCGCGAUGAACACUCUUUCCCAUUUAGCUUUCGAACCAAGUCCCAAAUAAAUCUCUCAGUAUUAGCUAGUAACAGUAACACUAAUGUAAUUAAGACUGAUAACGAUUUCUGCAAGACAUUUAUCGUGGAAGUCAGCACUAAUAGCCUAAGUUUACCGCAAUCUUUGCGACCUAUUGCCGAACCCGUUCAGAAAGCCAAUGCUGUUUGCAAUGCAAAAAAGUUUCCUGAACGAUCGAAAGAUCAUGAGAAAUCCAUCGAUGGGACAAACUACAAUGAUUCCCGAAUAUUCAUGGCCGAUGAGCAAUCCAACCUUUUGGCGCAUUUCGGAUCGAAUAAUACGUUGAGCGGCUCGUCUGUCGGCUCUACAGACGAUGAAACGGACAAUAAAGAGCAGUACGAGGAAAAUACCAAACUCUUGCCGGCUGAAGUUGAAAUACCCAAGGGCUUUGACUUUUUAAGUAAUUGGUAAAUUGUAAUGAUAAACCUACUAAGAAACAAUCUAAUACUAAUAAUAAAAGUCAAGUUUAGAAUGAAA